AUCAUCGCUUGCGGGUUCAAGCAACACACAGAUCCGUUCCAACGACGACGUAUUCUCGAUGGCCGACGAGGAGCGAACCGACGCAGACGAGGGGUUCCAGACGGGCUUCCCACGGUCGCCGUCAUCCUUUGAUGCGGACCCUCGAGUGUCGUUCUCCAAGUUGGACGACAAGUUUAUCCUCGAGACCGACGAGGGCAAUGAAUUCGUGUGGGACACCGCUCUCAGAAGAUGGAUACCAACGCUAGAUCAAGAACUAUUGGAUCAACAAGGCGAAAUCUACAAGGUUGAAGGUGUCGACGAGAACGCAACAGUACCGAACAAGAAGAAACGGAAGCAAACCGGUGAUGAGGCCGGCCAGAAACCCAAGAAAGCUCGAGUCAACACCGCUGUCUAUGUCACUUCGCUGCCUCUGGAUGCCGACCAGGAGGAGAUCCAACAUGUUUUCUCCAAGUGUGGUGUCAUCACGGAAGAGAUCGAUUCAGGAAAGGCAAGAAUAAAGAUGUAUGAGGAUGACAAGGGACAAUUCAAAGGCGACGCUCUGGUGGUAUACUUCCGGCCCGAAUCUGUCAAUCUAGCAGUGCAGAUGUUGGACGAUACGGACUUCCGGCUCGGCACGGAGGGACCCCUGGGGAAGAUGAGAGUUCAAGCAGCAGACUUUUCAUACAAAAGCCAACAGGAUGCGCCUGCCAAGACGAACAAGAAGGACCAGAAAAAGGUUAUCAAGAAGACACAAAAGAUGAUUGGUAAACUGACGGAUUGGGACGACGAUGACCCUCAGACACUACAGGACACAAGCUCGCGAUGGGAUAAGGUGGUCAUCCUAAAGCACAUGUUUACGCUCGAGGAAUUAGAGGAGGAUCCAGCCGCAAUGCUAGAGAUCAAGGAGGAUAUCCGGGAAGAGUGCUCCAAACUCGGCGAAGUGACAAAUGUGGUGCUGUUCGACAAGGAGAAAGACGGUGUUGCGAGCGUGCGGUUCUCCAACGCAGAAGCCGCCGCAGCGUGUGUUAGGGUCAUGAACGGCCGGUGGUUUGACGAACGACAACUCGAAGCACACAUAUCCACAGGCAAUGAGAAGUUCAAAAAGUCUAGCGACAAGCACUUUGACGACAACGAAGAGGAAGGCGGAGAAGGUGAGGGCGGGCGAUUAGACAAGUUCGGUUCGUGGCUGGAGAAGGAAGGGUGAGAAGAACACCUUGACCGAGGACCCCAAGGCGUAUAGCCCGAGGGGACUCGCUCUUCAAUGAGCACGUGUCUUGGGACUGAACGACAUCAGGACGGCUCCACGAUGCCCAACGACGCAAAUAGGUCUUCAAUAAGAAAUCAAGCUUCAGAUCUGAGAACCGGCGAACCUGUUUCAGAAAAAGUGGCAUCGUCUGACAGGGGGUACAUUGACGAUAUAUGUUCAUGUUCGAGCACGCUCACAACAGCGGGUG
Messenger RNA from Exophiala viscosa, 1433 nucleotides. RefSeq lists its product as uncharacterized. The transcript is spliced from 6 exons. NCBI's taxonomy places the organism in Eukaryota, Fungi, Ascomycota, Eurotiomycetes, Chaetothyriales, Herpotrichiellaceae. Gene Ontology annotation, biological process: mRNA splicing, via spliceosome. The coding region runs from base 59 to 1183 and encodes 374 amino acids. The record is from RefSeq and is a predicted model, not a curated record. Gene Ontology annotation, cellular component: U2-type spliceosomal complex; U2 snRNP. Gene Ontology annotation, molecular function: RNA binding.